UAAGGUUCUCUUGCUUUUUUUUAAAGCUUAUUUUUAAGGUGCAAUGAAAGCUGUCCAUGUUUUCUGUAUUGCCCUUUUGGUGUUUGGGAGUGCCUCUGAAGCCAAGUUUGAUGAUUUUGAGGAUGAGGAAGACAUAGUAGAAUAUGAUGAUAAUGACUUCGCUGAAUUUGAGGAUGUCAUGGAAGAUUCUGUCACAGAAUCUCCUCAGAGGGUGAUAAACACUGAAGAUGAUGAAGAUGAGACCACUGUGGAGUUGGAAGGACAGGAUGAAAACCAAGAAGGUGAUUUUGAAGAUUCAGAUACCCAGGAGGGAGACUCGGAGAGUGAGCCAUAUGAUGAUGAAGAAUUUGAAGGUUAUGAAGAUAAACCAGAUACUACUUCUAGCAAAAAUAAAGACCCAAUAACAAUUGUUGAUGUUCCUGCACACCUUCAGAACAGUUGGGAAAGUUAUUAUCUAGAAAUUUUGAUGGUGACUGGUCUGCUUGCUUAUAUCAUGAACUACAUCAUUGGAAAGAAUAAAAAUAGCCGCCUUGCCCAGGCCUGGUUUAACACUCAUAGAGAGCUAUUGGAGAGCAACUUUACCUUAGUAGGUGAUGAUGGAACUAAUAAAGAAGCCACAAGUACAGGAAAGUUGAACCAAGAGAAUGAGCACAUUUAUAACCUAUGGUGUUCAGGUCGAGUGUGCUGUGAGGGCAUGCUUAUCCAGUUGAGAGUAAGUAAUGCAGCGGUAGCUGCCACUACCACUGGCGCGGUGAGAAUGCCACGGCCCCCGAAUACGCGCGGCUCAGGCCUUAUCCCGCCGUGCUCCUUCUUCUCCGCCCCUUUCGCUGCCGCCGCCGCCGCUGCUACCACCGCCGCUUCACAGCCCGUUGCUGACUGGGGGAGGGGGGGGGAGGAAAAAGCACGUCUGACAUGCGCAGUGAGGAAAUCUCGGGCCGAGGGGCGGAGCCUAGAGGGGGCGGGGAUGGUUCAUUUUCUUACACACUAUGCUGACAAGAUUGAAUCCGUUCAUUUUUCAGACCAGUUCUCUGGUCCAAAAAUUAUGCAAGAGGAAGGUCAGCCUUUAAAGCUACCUGACACUAAGAGGACACUAUUGUUUACAUUUAAUGUACCUGGCUCAGGUAACACUUACCCAAAGGAUAUGGAGGCUUUGCUACCCCUGAUGAACAUGGUGAUUUAUUCUAUUGAUAAAGCCAAAAAGUUCCGACUCAACAGAGAGGGCAAACAAAAAGCAGAUAAGAACCGUGCUAGAGUGGAAGAGAACUUCUUGAAACUGACACAUGUGCAGAGACAGGAAGCUGCACAGUCUCGGCGUGAGGAGAAGAAAAGGGCAGAGAAGGAGCGGAUCAUGAAUGAGGAAGAUCCUGAGAAACAGCGCAGGCUGGAGGAAGCUGCUUUGAGACGAGAGCAAAAGAAAUUGGAGAAGAAGCAAAUGAAAAUGAAACAAAUCAAAGUUAAAGCGAUGUAAAAUCAUCCCAGGGAUCUGAGUCCUUAAUGCUUACCCCUAAGCUCUGAGUUCAUAGGAAACAAAAAACAGGAGACCACUUCUCAUCUUAAAAUUGACAUAAUCUUGGUGACUGAGAAAUCCUUAUUUCAUCAACUAUUAUACUCUUGGUUUGGAGUUUUUCAGAGAUUGUCAACACAGUGAAAGGGCUCUGUUUCAGUAAUUUUCUUCAGGCAAUCAAAUUAUUUUGAUUAUUUUAUAAAAGGAAUGAUAUAUAAAUAUAUAUGUAGUUUUAACAUAUUUUUUAAAUUAUAAAUGAAUUAUCAGUGCUUUUAGUACUUUGAUGUUUGAAAAACUAUCAUGAAAUUUAUAGGUAGCUAAUUAGGUUGUUACUUUGUGUUUAAACUGGGCAGUUGAAAAGCUAUGGAGGCUGACUCUAAACCAAGAUUUUGCAAAUAACUAUUGGAAUUACACAAUAAAUAUUGCUUGGUGUUUUCUCCUGUGUCUACAUUAAACGUGUGAAAAUGUAAAAUUUAGAACACUAUGUGAUAAUGAAAUUUCAAUAAUUCAAAACAUAAUGCAGUAUAUGUUUUAUAGGAGGGAUGUACUGAUGACAGUAUUAUAGGAAACCUGAGUUAUUAGGAUACUUACACAGAUGUGGAAAAUUCUAAGGAUAGAUAAUAUAGGAACAAAGUUUUCUCCUUACCAGACACUAUGAGCUGAUGUCAAUGUAAAUGCUGAAUUUUUUUUAGUGGUUGUAUGUUUAUUUUUCUUGAAUAACAAAUGCAUGAACAAUUAACAACUACUUCAGCUAGGUCAGAUCAGCAAUCAGGUCAUUGGUCUCUGUGAGGUCAGAAGUAUUUUUUCUUCUUAGCUGCUACAGCUUACUGAAUGUUCUUGGGGGCUCUAAUCUGUUAUGGCCUUGUACCUUUGCUUCUCUCUCUGUUUUUAUUUCUUCUGCAGUUGAGGCUGGGUAUUUUCUUUCAAAGAAAUAGUCAUUGAUAUGCAUAAAUCUGCUUUUAAAAAAAAUGAGCUUUCCUAAACUUUUGAGAGUUCUGCCUUUUGAGGAAGAAACUCUUGGGGGAGAGACCUAUAUAAUCUGCACAAGCAUUUGGCUUGUUCAGAUUUCUGCAUUUUAUAAAUGCUUCUUACUGAGAAAGCAUUUUUUUUUAAGUUACUGCUUGUACCAGGUAAUUUUUGUGGGAAUGAGAAAGGGUUGGGUUUUGAUGGGAGUGGGGUGGUGGGGUUCUUGUUGAUGCUUUAUGUGCAGGUCUGUUCUGAGGCAAUGACAGUGAAUUGCUAUGAAAACAGCUGCUGCCCUUGUAACUGCAUGGUAAUGUGUCACCUGAGUGUCCUCUAGGUUCAUACAGAAGUGUGUAAACUGGGAAAUGUGGAUAUAAUGUUUUUAACAGCUCACAGAUCUAAAGUUACUAAAAUGACAACACAAAUAUAAUUAAUGCUAUAUAAUUUUAGACUUAAUCUUGUUUUACAAACCUUCAAAUCAAAGAUGAUGUGCUUAUCUAUCUCUUGAGAAUAUAAACUUUCUUAAAAGUCCCACACAUUUGGACCAUGGCAGCUAAUUUUGUAAUAUAAACGUUCAUAUGAACUACCUAUGGACAUAUAUUAAACUGAUUGACAAAAUCUCA
Molecule: messenger RNA, 3090 nt
Organism: Dipodomys ordii (Ord's kangaroo rat)
Lineage: Eukaryota; Metazoa; Chordata; Mammalia; Rodentia; Heteromyidae
Gene: Ccdc47
Product: coiled-coil domain containing 47
Exons: 10
Coding region: 44-1468 (474 amino acids)
Biological process (GO): endoplasmic reticulum calcium ion homeostasis
Cellular component (GO): endoplasmic reticulum
Molecular function (GO): calcium ion binding
Source: RefSeq, a predicted model, not a curated record